AUGGCUUCCCAAAUAUCUUUUGACCAAUCUAAGCUGCAUACUGCAACUUUGCAGCUUGCCAACAAUAUAAAGUUGGCUUACGCACUUUUGUCCGCUCCUGCCAGCUUGAAAUUGGAAGAAAACAGUGAAGUUUCCGUUUCGCAAUUGAUUGUUGGCUCUAGUGGUUUCCGUUUGUUCGAUGCCAAUGCCAUUUUAAGAUAUGUUUUGAACGAUUUUGAAUCUGAAGAAUCUGAUGAAUACAGCUUUGCAGUGUCUUCUCUUGAGGCUCUAGCCUCCCAUAAGGAUCAGAUCAAGGAGCAUGUUACUGAAUCUGUGAAGAAAUCUAUUGAAACAUACUUGACUAGUGUUGAGGAGCCUUUGUCUGCUACCAGAAUUGUGACUUUUGCCAAUUCGUAUGCUUUGGAUUCUGCUGCAGUUGAAGCUAAGUUCCCUCUAGCUUCUGUGCCAGAAAAGUUGCAAAAGGCUGUGGCAUUGGCUAAGUCCAAGGCCGUUCGUUCCUCUACCGAUUACAAGCACACUGGUGCUGUGAACGUGUCUCAAGAAUACUUGAUGAAGUCCCAAGGUUCUGAAAUUUUGCCAAAGGAUGGUGAGCGUAACAUUUUGAUCACAUCUGCCUUGCCAUAUGUUAACAAUGUUCCACAUUUGGGUAACAUCGUCGGUAGUGUGCUAUCGGCAGAUAUCUACGCCCGUUACACCAAGGGUAGAAACUACAACACUCUUUUCGUUUGUGGUACUGACGAAUACGGUACUGCUACCGAGACAAAGGCUUUGGAAGACGGUGUUACUCCACGUGAACUUUGUGACAAGUACCACAAGAUCCAUGCGGAUGUGUACAAAUGGUUCCAAAUCGGGUUUGAUUACUUCGGUAGAACCACCACGGAAAAGCAGACUGAGAUCGCUCAAGAUAUCUUCUUGAAGUUGAACGACAGAGGAUACCUGGAAGAACAAAGUAUGAAACAACUCUACUGUCCUGUCCACAAGGGUUACUUGGCUGAUAGAUAUGUGGAAGGUACUUGUCCAAAGUGUGGAUAUGAGGACGCCCGUGGUGACCAAUGUGACAAGUGUGGUGCAUUGUUGAAUCCAUUCGAGUUGAUCGACCCUCGUUGUAAGUUGGACGAAGGUAAGCCAGAGCCACGUAACUCUGACCACAUUUUCUUGUCCUUGGACAAGCUUGAACCACAAAUCAAGGAAUGGAAUGAAAAGGCUUCCUCAAAGGGUGAAUGGUCCAAGAAUUCCAAGACUAUUACUCAAUCUUGGUUGAAGGAAGGUCUACAUCCUCGUUGUAUCACCAGAGAUUUGGUCUGGGGUACCCCAGUUCCACUAGAAAAGUACCAAGACAAGGUGUUGUACGUUUGGUUCGACGCUUGUAUCGGUUACGUCUCGAUCACUGCAAACUACACUGACAAGUGGGAAAACUGGUGGAAGAACCCAGACAACGUCGACUUGUACCAAUUCAUGGGUAAAGACAACGUUCCAUUCCACACCGUUAUCUUCCCAGGUUCCCAACUUGGUACUGGCGAAGACUGGACCAUGCUACAUCACUUGAACACUACCGAAUACUUACAAUACGAAGGUGGUAAGUUCUCCAAGUCUAGAAGUAUCGGUGUGUUCGGUAACAAUGCCCAAGAAAUUGGUCUAUCCCCAAGUGUAUGGAGAUACUACUUGGCUUCCGUUAGACCAGAAACCUCAGACUCUCAGUUCUCCUGGAGCGAUUUCGCUGCAAGAAACAACAGUGAACUUCUAGCAAACUUGGGUAACUUCGUUAACAGAGUUGUCAAGUUCGUUAACGCCAAAUACAACGGUGUGGUUCCUGAGUACAAGGUCGAAAACCUACCAGGUUACGAUCAAUUGAAGAAGGACUUGGACGAAAUCUUAGCAAACUAUGUCAACACCAUGGAACACGUUCAUUUGAGACGUGGUUUGGAAAUUGCCAUGUCGCUAUCUUCUCGUGGUAACCAAUUCUUGCAAGAAAACAAAUUGGACAAUUCUUUGUUCGCUCAACAACCUGAUAAAUCUGAUGCCGUUGUAGGUGUUGCUUUGAACAUCAUUUACACCGUCGCAUCCAUCAUGGCUCCAUUCAUCCCAGAAACUUCAGAGACCAUCUAUAGAAUGUUGAAUGCUCCUCCACUACGCAUUGACGACCACUUCAACCUUCCUAUCAGAGCAGGCCAUAACAUCAACAAGGCUGAAUACUUGUUCACCCGUAUCGAUGAGAAGGAUGUUGAAGAAUGGAGGAAGAGAUAUGCUGGAAAGCAAGUUUGA
Messenger RNA from Kluyveromyces marxianus DMKU3-1042, 2262 nucleotides. It is a transcript of the gene MES1, whose product is annotated as methionine--tRNA ligase MES1. Gene Ontology annotation, cellular component: cytosol; aminoacyl-tRNA synthetase multienzyme complex. The coding region runs from base 1 to 2262 and encodes 753 amino acids. Gene Ontology annotation, molecular function: methionine-tRNA ligase activity; ATP binding. The record is from RefSeq and is a predicted model, not a curated record. Gene Ontology annotation, biological process: methionyl-tRNA aminoacylation. The transcript has a single exon. NCBI's taxonomy places the organism in Eukaryota, Fungi, Ascomycota, Saccharomycetes, Saccharomycetales, Saccharomycetaceae.